AUGCCUCAUAUCUUAGGUAUCAAAUAAUCAACUGGAGAAAUAUUUUUUUGUAUCUCAGAUGUAAACGAAAGUGGUAAUAUCUUAAUAUUCUCUAAGGAUUUAUCAGAAAUAGUCAAAUAUUUCUACCUUUCUACUUUUGGAAUGGUAGUGAAUGCAGUUUAUUUUCACUAGUCCUCACAAAUAUUUAUACUGAUGGGUAUUUUAUUCACUUAAGAUGACUAGUACAGUCUUUUCGUUUCUCAAUUCAAUGAACCAGAUACAAAAAUAGCUAGUUACAUUUUAAAUGCUGAUGUUCUCGUAAAAUAUCAAAUCAUUAUUCCACAGAUAGCUUAAUGA
This is a messenger RNA of Stylonychia lemnae, 336 nucleotides long. The record is from the annotation of a GenBank genome assembly. Lineage: Eukaryota; Ciliophora; Spirotrichea; Sporadotrichida; Oxytrichidae.